UGUCGCUCUCUCUAAUGUGGAAGGAGCACCUUAAGUGUUAGCCACGCCCCUUCGCCAUCACAUUGGCUGCGAGCGAAUGCGGAGAAUUGAUUGCUGCUGCCGCUGUCUCUCAAUGCUAAACUUGUUGCUGCUGCCGCUGUGUCGGGCGGACUGAUCGGCGAGGGGAGAGCCGGGACCUCACACUGGAAUCCUCCUGAGAGGGGGGGCACAUCCUAUCCUGAGAAGCCCCGACUGACUCUCAUCGCGAACAAAGGGACAAAGCUGCAGCUUAGUGGACACUGAGCAGCACGACUAGUGGCUGAGAGAUCGGGGACAGCUUGAGCCAGUCAGGAGAGCUCCGGGGACUAGAUCAGCCCGCGACCCUUCUCCCCUCAGCUCUAGGGACUUCGCACAGGCAGCGAGACCAGGAGCAGCAGAUGACAGUCAGUACGUGACAGCAUGUGAGAGGCGGGGGAGCUGAAAGUUUCAGGCAGUUGGAGGGGAGCCCGUCUCGCAGAGAUAAAGCAGUAGGACGAGUUGUGCUUCCUAAGCGGGCCAGGGCUGGCCAUGUGGAUAUGUGUCUGUAGCCCAGGGCAUUGCAUUGGCUCACGGCGCUAACGUAUUUACAGAACUUUUAUUGCUUCGGACCGAUUUGUUGGAUGUUUUUGUGGCGCAAGGAGAGCGGCAGCCCGAGUGGAUUCCUGCGAUCGCAAUAAGAAAAUGUUGACUUGUGAUCUCACAGGCCAGGCCCUAUCAGAUUACAAAACGUGAGCUCAUCUCUGCUCCGCGCACCGCAACAGCUCCACUUCUUCUUCCACUUGUGUUUGUGCAGGAAUUCCGCCCGCUCUCCUUUCUGCUGCUCUGCCGCUGCGACAAGCCUCUGCCAUAGCGAUUAGUAGCGGGGGAAGAGCUGCCAUGUCUUAUUGAUCGCCUUGGAAUUAUGUUUGGACUGGAGCAGUUUGAGCCGCAGAUCAAUAGCAGAAGCGCUGGCCAAGGAGAGAGAAACUUUCCAGCUCAGCCUGGGAUGAACAUGAGCUCACACUUCAAAAACGCAGCGUUCCAUUCAGCUGGGGCCCCGGGCUCGGUGGAUUCUGCCAUGGGAGCGUUGAACGAGCCUUCUAUGUUAGGGAUGAACCUCAGUUUAAACGGAGAGACUUAUGGCUACCAUGCUAGGGGACAAUCAGACAUGCACCCUGCAGGAAUGCAGCCACAACCUGUUCAUGGCUUCUUUAACAAUCAGCCUCAUCCUCAUCACGGGCACCCCAGCACCCAUCCGCACCAGCAUCACCCUCACUUUAGUGGCAACUUUAAUGGACCUGACUCCGCUGCCUCCUGCUUGCAUGGGGGUCGAUUCAUGGGCUACAACAAUAACAUCGGAAACCAACAAGCCUUCGGUGAGGGGUACGAGCAGAUGGCUGAGAACCAACCAGGAGAAGGAUUUGUACAGCAGAGGUCAGGUAAUAUGUCUGAAUUUCAGCACCCCAACUCUUCUGCUACUAACCAGGCUGUCCCUGCACCUUGCCUUCCCCUAGACCAGUCUCCUAACCGUGCUGCUUCUUUUCAUGGGCUUCCCACAUCCUCCAACUCUGAUUCUCAUAACCACGAACAAAGGAGAAUUCACAAUCAAGGAGGCGUUGAACCUCUGGAAUACAAUUAUCCCAGCGACGGCCCUUCAGGACACUAUGAGGUACCUGUAUUUUCUCCAUCGGAUUCAGAUGGCCAUUAUGGAGCUGGAAGGCAGGUCCCCGGCAGUAGUUUCCCUGGUACAUCUGUGUUACCUAGACCUCCUGGCUUAGUGGGAAUGGGUAAAGUUCACCCACAACAGCAGCAACAACAUGGUGUAUUUUUUGAGCGAUUUAACAAUGCACGAAAAAUGUCAGUGGGCAUGGAUCCCACGGUAAAUGCCAGACAUCCCUUACUGCAACAGCAGCAGAAUGGCUUACUUGCAAGGCAGAACUCAUGCCCUCCAGCAAUCACCAGGCAACAGCAAACAGAAGCCAAUACCUCCAACCCAAACUUGCAGGACAAUGGACCAGUAAUGCAAAGCCAACACACACAGUUUGAAUACCCCAUUCAUCGACUUGAGAAUAGGAAUAUGAACCCAUAUUCCGAAUCCGUGUUCAGUAUGCAACAAGCACCUCCACAGCAACCUCAAAAUCAAAGAUUGCAACAUUUUGAUGCUCCCUAUAUGAGUGUUACUAAAAGGCCACGCUUUGACUUCCCCAAUAACCACAAUGGUGUAGAUAACUGUGCUGCAUGGAAUAAUAGUAACAUUCACAAUGCUGCCAUUGAGAGUCAUCUGUCUCCUACAUACCCUGGUCUUCCAGGUGAAUAUAAUCCUCAAGUGCCGGAAAGUUUUCCUCCUGGUCCAUCGCUACAACACCCUGGCUCAGAUCACCAGUCACUUCAACAGCGCCAAAAUGCAGCAAUGAUGAUAAAACAAAUGGCUUCCAGAAAUCAGCAGCAAAGAAUCAGACAGGCCAAUAUACAGCAAUUGGGCCAUCAUGGGGAUGUCAAUCAAAGCAACAUUGUACAUGGAGGUCAAGUGGGUGGGAUGCAGCAACCUAACUUUGAUCGUGAGGGAUCCAGGAUUGGUACUUUUGACCCUCAAAAUCCACAUGUGACUCAGGAAAAUGCUUGGUUUCCUGGUUCUCACCCACCUGGAGAUAUUCUUCAAAGGAGAAUGGGUGGGUCAAAUCUGCCUGCUGACCCAUCAUCCCAUGAUAUGAAUUUACAACAAAAUGGGUCAAAUUUAUUAUUUAGACCAGGUGUAAAUAGGAUGGGCAUCCAGGAACCUUUGGGAAUCCCAGGAGAAGGUCAUGUUCAGACUUUGCAUUCACCUGGUAUGCACUCUCAAUUUGGAAGCAAUAUGGCUAACCUUUCCCAAAUGCAGUCACCAGGAGGAGGUGUAGGGCUUUCUAGUGCACCAGCAGAUAGAAGGGGCCCUGCAGACUUUACAGCUUCAUCCAUAGCUGGGCAGACAGGAUUCCCAUUUGUAGGAUCAAACAGACAGUCAACUCCACACAAUCCACCAGGUGUAAACUCAUCCCCAAGUUCCUACCCACCACAGUCAGAUUUUCAAGCUAGCCAGCGCUCCACAGCAAGCAAACUAGGAGCACUAUCUCUUGGUUCAUUUAGCAAGCCCAGUACAAAAGAAAGUAUGUUUGGACAAAGCUGUUUAGCUGCACUUUCUACAGCCUGUCAAAAUAUGAUUGCUAGCUUGGGUGCUCCUAACCUCAAUGUAACAUUUAAUAAGAAAAGCCAAACUGAAGGCAAGAGAAAGAUGAGCCAGACAGAAACGGACAUUAAUAGUAAUUCUGGCAAUAACACUAGUUCUGAUUAUUUUCCAGGGGCCUCCACACAAAACAAUCAAGUGUCUGGUUCUUCCAAUGCCAACAAUAAGUCUACAGGGCAGGUAGGAGCAUCUCAAACCACACAGGGAGAAACUAGUCUUUCCCCAAACUACAACAUUGAAGUCACUCCAGGCAAUGAUGGAAAACCAGUGACAGCUGGUGGGAGAGGGAGGGGCAGGAGAAAAAGAGACAGUGGCCAUGUAAGUCCAGGUAAUUACUUUGAAAAAUACUCUGCAGACAGUGGAGGUGCUGUUGUAAGCCCAGGGCAGCAGGGUCCAUCAGCAAAUUCAGGGGAAUCUGGGGGUGCUCCACAUGACAAACCCCUGACUUCACCAUCUUGGGGGAAGGGAGGUGAGCUGCUUCUUGGUGAUCAGCCUGAUCUUAUGUCAUCUUUGGAUAGUGGCAUUCAAAGUGUGACCAAGUCAGUUAGCAGCUCACCUGAUGUUGACUUUGGGGAAGAUGUCAACACCACUUAUGGGAAUGAAGAUGAAGUGUCCUCUAGUUCAGAUAACAACAUAGCAAAACCUAAUAGCUGUCCUAUGGGAACAGGGUCUCCAAAAAUCCAGCGAGGUGAACAUGGACUUCUUAAUGGACAAAAGUCAAUGGGUCUAAACUUGUUAAAUAACACUACCUCUCUCCCAGACAGUUAUGGAUUGAGUAGCAAUGGGGGCGGUCACCCUGGCACACCAGGGAUGGAACAGGUUCGAACUCCAACUAGCACAUCAACACAGGAUGAAAUCCACCCUUUAGAGAUACUCCAAGCACAGAUACAGCUUCAGAGACAACAGUUCAGCAUUUCUGAAGACCAGCCCAUGGGAAUGAAAAAUAAAAAAAAUGACUGUACUGCUCAAAAUGUGGACAAUGAAUCAAACAGUUGUUGUUCUGACAAUGUUAAAAACUCUAUGAGUACUAUAGACCUUGACUCUCUCAUGGCAGAGCAUAAUUCUACAUGGUACAUGCCUAAUGAGAAAUCAUUGAUGGAGGGAGAUGAAGAAGACAAAUCUAUCACACCUUGGGAAAAAUCAAAGAGCCAACAAACCAACAAAGAAGCCCUUGAUCUUCCCCAGAACAAGACCUCAGCAGCGGCACAAAAUGGAAGCCAUUUACAAUGCCUCUCCGUUCAUUGCACAGAUGACAUUGGAGAGUCAAAGGGUAGGACUCCUGUUCCUUCGUGGAGAUCCCUUCAUUCUGACAUCUCUAACAGAUUUGGGACUUUUGUGGCUGCCCUCACUUGAAAACCGUUGAAGAAAAACAUAUUUUUGGUUUCCUUUUAUUACAGGGCAACUAAUGAUGAGUGGACUAUUUUAUUUUAAGUUGGUACCUGCUUAGUGGCAUAUGGAUUUCCAAGGCUUAAUUUAAAGUAAACCUCAUAUUUUUUAAAACUUUUGCCACAGUAUGAUACCAGUGUUAAUUCUUCAUCCAACAAGUAUUUAUGCUUCACUUUCCUCUCUAGUAAUUCUCUAUGUAAAUCUGGCAAAACGACUAUCUGGGUUAGAGGAGGGCUUUUUGUAUGUCUAAAUGGUGUAUGUUUUCUCUUUCUGCUUUAUUUUGUGUUACAUGGUUUGUUUUAUAAGAAAAAUAUGAUUUUCUCCCCCCAAACUAAAUAACCAAACAAGUUGACUGUAAAAAAAAUAUAUAUAUAUAAAUAUACAUUUAUGAUUCUUCAGUUCAUACAGUUAUACCAAGAGGUUCAAAUGUAUUAAAGUUGUAAUUUUUCUAAACCAUACAUUCUCCAUCAAAAGAGAAUCCUUUGGUCUUUAGUGCUCCAAUGAACUAGAUACGAUCAAUUAGCAUCCUGUACUGUUUGUUCAGCAAUGGUCUGAACAAGCCAUGCCUAAUAGAAUACAUUUUUUCAUAAAUGUGAUGGGGGUAAGAAUUGUCAAUAAAAUAUAUAAUAAUGUU
Xenopus laevis (African clawed frog) is the source of this 5234-nucleotide messenger RNA. It is a transcript of the gene mn1.S, whose product is annotated as meningioma (disrupted in balanced translocation) 1 S homeolog. The record is from RefSeq and is a predicted model, not a curated record. The transcript is spliced from 2 exons. Bases 920 to 4567 code for a protein of 1215 amino acids. Gene Ontology annotation, biological process: regulation of DNA-templated transcription. Lineage: Eukaryota; Metazoa; Chordata; Amphibia; Anura; Pipidae.